GCAACCAGCCUCUUCCGCUUCACCUCCACCAAAUUCGCCUCACCACCACUAUCCUCCUCUCUACUCCACCCUUCGCUGGUCUUCCCAGGCUGACUGGCCUGACCACUCUCUGCCUGGUCUUCGCAUAAUAUUCGUGGCUUAGGCCCGUCCCAUCCCAUACAUUUAACUCCUUUGAUAGCGGGUAGUUCUGCCGCGCAGUGAUAAAUAGCCAGUCCAAGGUCGGUAGGCGACAGAAAUACGCAGGACAAACAGCCGGCAACUCGCUUACUCUUUCGUACCAGACUAGCUCAGGAUUCUCAGGACUUCGAAGAAUUCCCUAGUGCUUACCUCUCCGUGCGUCACCCACGUUUUGUAUCCUAAUAAACGCGUUUAACUAAGCUCCACGCGGAUGCGAGCUUACUAAGCGAUGUCAGGCAAGCCGAGCUCGAGCGCGUUCGACAAAGUGCGCGGCGGGAAGCUGGUCUUUAAAGGCGUGGGCGACGUGAGCAAGCUGAUAAAGAAGAAAAAACACAAGAAGCACAAGAGGACUACGGACGCCGAGAACGAUCCCACAGGCGGCGGAGAAGGAGGAAACCCCGAGGGAAGGGAAGGGGGAGUAACCGCAGGAGAAGCUCCUGGAGCGGAUGGGGGUCCAAAAGCAGGUGAUGAUGAAUACGACACGGGGAUUGGGUUCGCGCCUGAUGGGCGAAAGAAGACGCCGAAGUACGAGGAGAUGUUUCCGUUUGAGACGGUGCGGUAUGCUUACACUAAGCCGGAGAAGAUGAAGAUGAAGACGCGGGAGGAUGCGCUGGACGAGCGGGCGAAGAAGAAAGCGGAUAAGUACUGCAAGUGAGGAGGAGGAAGGAAGCAAGCCAUUUUUGUUCGAGGAGAUACUUUCUGUGCUGGGGAUAGUAAAGCACAUCAAGAGAAGUAGUGACCUAGUGUUAGGAACUGGCUGUGAUAGUCCACUUAAAGCUUAUCUCGGGAGGUUGGAGGAACACUUUUCUCUAGGAUAUGUUUUGAUGGAUCAUAUCACACGUUCCUGUUCAGGUUGGGUGAAUGUGUGAGAUACUGUGCUGUCUGAUAUGUUGCCAUU
This is a messenger RNA of Closterium sp. NIES-67, 1075 nucleotides long. The record is from the annotation of a GenBank genome assembly. NCBI's taxonomy places the organism in Eukaryota, Viridiplantae, Streptophyta, Zygnematophyceae, Desmidiales, Closteriaceae.